GCUUCCUUCGAUCUUAAUCCAUCUCUGUGAACACAAACGCGGAAGAACAAAACCAGAAAGUCCCCUCCGAGAUUUCCUUUUUUUUUUGUUUUUCUAUAUCCUUUUGAAAUUCAUCUUCUCCAUCGCCAAUCCAGAUUUCUCCAGCACGGAUUUUUAAAGUGAAUUUGCAAAUCGUGUCGACUGAGUGUAGAAGAGAUCGGAGUGGGUUUCUUCAUCGCGGGUGAUUCAAUUAACAUCCUCAAUCAUGAUGAAUCGGCUAUUUGGGAAACCCAAGCAGGAGUCAAAUGCUCUCCAGACAUUAGACAAGCUUAACGAGACUCUUGAGAUGCUAGAGAAAAAGGAGAAAGUACUCCUGAAGAAGGCUGGACAAGAGGUUGAGAAGGCAAAAGAAUACACCCGUGCAAAGAACAAACGCGCGGCUAUACAGUGUUUGAAAAGGAAGAGGUUAUAUGAGCAACAAGUUGAACAGCUUGGGAAUUUCCAGCUGCGUAUACAUGAUCAAAUGAUUAUGUUAGAAGGCGCAAAAGCAACAACCGAAACUGUAGAUGCAUUGAGGAGUGGAGCUUCUGCAAUGAAAGCAAUGCAGAAAGCAACAAAUAUCGAUGAUGUGGACAAGACCAUGGACGAGAUCAAUGAGCAGACCGAGAACAUGAAACAAAUCCAAGAAGCAUUGUCGACUCCAAUCGGAGCGGCGGCUGACUUCGAUGAGGAUGAGCUUGAAGCAGAGCUUGAGGAACUAGAAGGUGCAGAGCUUGAAGAGCAACUUCUUCAGCCGACAACAACCGCUCCAUUGCCUACAGUUCCGAUGCCUGCAGGGCGUCAACAAGCCCGUCCCGCUGCUCAGAAGCGGACCGCUGAGGAAGAAGAACUCGCUGCUUUACAGGCUGAGAUGGCCCUCUAAGCUUGGUUUUUUAACCGCAGGUUAUUUCACGUCCCUGAGCAGAUAUGUAUGCAUUGAUAAACAAGAACAGACGAUGUAUAUAAGGAUCCAAGUCAAAUUAAUUCGGAGCGAAUCUUUAAAUAAUCCUCGUUGUGGAUGUUAUCAACAUUUGAGUGUUGUUUUUAUAUUUUGUAUCUUUUGUGACACUUUUCUUUUGGUAAUCUGCUGGGUUACCACUUAGUACUUCAAUUACUACUCCUUUCAUCACUCUUUUUCAAUUA
Eutrema salsugineum is the source of this 1161-nucleotide messenger RNA. RefSeq names its product vacuolar protein sorting-associated protein 32 homolog 2. Gene Ontology annotation, biological process: late endosome to vacuole transport via multivesicular body sorting pathway; vesicle budding from membrane. The record is from RefSeq and is a predicted model, not a curated record. Gene Ontology annotation, cellular component: multivesicular body; ESCRT III complex; cytoplasmic side of plasma membrane. The transcript is spliced from 8 exons. Bases 245 to 901 code for a protein of 218 amino acids. NCBI's taxonomy places the organism in Eukaryota, Viridiplantae, Streptophyta, Magnoliopsida, Brassicales, Brassicaceae.